Phascolarctos cinereus (koala) is the source of this 5468-nucleotide messenger RNA. RefSeq names its product ecotropic viral integration site 5 like (gene EVI5L). Gene Ontology annotation, biological process: regulation of GTPase activity. Gene Ontology annotation, molecular function: small GTPase binding; GTPase activator activity. NCBI's taxonomy places the organism in Eukaryota, Metazoa, Chordata, Mammalia, Diprotodontia, Phascolarctidae. The record is from RefSeq and is a predicted model, not a curated record.
AGGGGGCGGCGGCCCAAGCCGGAGCCGGAGAACAGAAGGCGGCGGCGGCGGCGGCGGAGGAAGAGACCAUGGCGGCGGCAGCGGCGGCGCAGCCCCAGCUGCAGACUUUGACUCUCUCAGGAAGCGCUUGAGUGGACUGCGUUGUCAGAAUCUUAAGAAUGAUUAACCCCCAGUUAGGCUGAAGUCAACUUCACUGAGUCAAAACAACUCCCUUGGACUCAUCGAUGGAGUUGUAACCUCCCUCAUUUGAGCCUCCUGUGAAUCUCUUCUCUUCCCCUUCAAUUUCCCCCAUCCAUAACCGUUUCUGAUGAACGUCCCUGAGACCCUGAGCCUUCCCGGCAUGGCGAGCCCAGCCCUCAGCCCUGACUCCUCUUCCCAUGAGGCCCUUUCAGGCCCUGCUUGUUCCCCCACCUCAGAUUCUGAGAACCUCAGCCCAGAUGAACUGGAGUUGUUGGCCAAACUAGAGGAACAGAAUCGACUUCUGGAGGCUGACUCCAAGUCGAUGCGUUCCAUGAACGGUUCCCGGCGAAACAGCGGUUCUUCCUUGGUCUCUAGCUCCUCAGCCUCUUCCAACCUCAGCCACCUGGAGGAAGACACUUGGAUUCUCUGGGGCCGAAUUGUUAAUGAGUGGGAGGAAUGGCGUCGCAAAAAAGAAAAGCUGCUCAAGGAGCUGAUCCGGAAAGGCAUUCCUCACCACUUCCGCGCCAUAGUGUGGCAGCUUCUCUGCAGUGCCACAGACAUGCCGGUGAAGAACCAGUACUCAGAACUGCUCAAAAUGUCUUCUCCCUGUGAGAAACUGAUCCGUCGAGACAUUGCACGUACCUACCCUGAGCAUGAGUUCUUCAAGGGGCAGGACAGUCUGGGCCAGGAGGUCCUCUUCAACGUCAUGAAGGCUUACUCCCUGGUGGACAGAGAGGUGGGCUACUGUCAAGGCAGCGCUUUCAUCGUUGGCCUGCUUCUAAUGCAGAUGCCUGAGGAGGAGGCAUUCUGUGUAUUUGUGCGGUUGAUGCAGGAAUAUCGUCUACGGGAACUUUUUAAGCCUAGCAUGGCUGAGCUGGGGCUCUGUAUAUACCAGUUUGAGUACAUGUUACAGGAGCAGCUUCCAGACUUGAAUAUCCACUUUCGAUCCCAGAGCUUCCAUACCUCCAUGUAUGCCUCAUCCUGGUUCCUCACACUCUUCCUCACAACCUUCCCCUUGCCGAUUGCCACCAGAGUCUUCGACAUCUUUAUGUAUGAGGGACUGGAAAUUGUGUUCCGGGUGGGUCUGGCCCUGCUGCAGGUGAACCAGAUGGAGUUGAUGCAGCUGGACAUGGAGGGCAUGUCACAAUACUUCCAAAAGGUGAUACCCCAUCAGUUUGAUAGCUGUCCUGACAAGCUGAUUCUCAAGGCCUACCAGGUCAAGUACAAUCCCAAGAAGAUGAAAAGGUUGGAGAAGGAAUAUGCUGCCAUUAAAAACAAAGAGAUGGAGGAGCAGAUAGAGAUAAAAAGGCUACGGACAGAGAACCGGCUCCUGAAGCAGCGGAUUGAGACCCUAGAGAAGGGGCAGGUCACCCGAGCCCAAGAGGCUGAGGAGAACUAUGUCAUCAAAAGGGAGUUAGCUGUGGUGAAACAACAGUGCAGCUCAGCCACUGAGAACCUCCAAAAGGCUCAGAGUACCAUCCGGCAGCUCCAGGAGCAGCAGGAUAAUCCUCGCCUAACAGAAGAGUUUGUGGCCCACCUGGAGACAGAACUGGAACAGUCUCGAAUGCGUGAGACAGAGACCCUGAGUGCCCUUCGAGAGAUGCAAGACAAAGUCCUGGACAUGGAGAAGAGGAACAACUCACUUCCUGAUGAGAACAAUGUGGCCCGGCUGCAGGAGGAACUUAAAGGUCUAAAACUUCGGGAGAGUGAGGCCGUGGCCUCUCUUCGGGAGCUGAAACUGCAAGUUCAGGAGCUCACAGACAGCUGGCAGGCCCACCUCUCCCGGGGAGGGAGAUGGAAGGAGUCUCCCCGAAAGCUGGCCCUUAGCGACCUGCAGGAUGAACUGAUGACUGUGCGGCUGCGAGAGGCCCAUGCUCUGGCGGAAGGGAGGGAGCUGCGGCAGCGAGUGGUGGAGCUGGAGACACAGGACCAGAUCCACCGAAACUUGUUGAACCGGGUAGAAGCAGAGAGUGCAGGCCUGCAGGAAAAGCUCCAUUACCUGGUGGCACAGAACAAAGGCCUGCAGACCCAACUGAGUGAGAGCAAACGCAAGCAUGCUGAGGCUGAGUGUAAGAGCAAGGAGGAGGUGAUGGCAGUAAGGCUCCGAGAGGCAGACAGCAUGGCUGCUGUAGCGGAGAUGAGGCAGCGCAUCGCAGAGCUGGAGAUUCAGAGAGAAGAGGGUAUGAUUCAGGGGCAGCUCAACCACUCAGACUCCUCCCAGUACAUCCGUGAGCUCAAGGAUCAGAUUGACGAACUCAAGGCCGAGGUUCGGCUACUGAAGGGCCCACCCCCAUUUGAGGACCCCUUGGCAUUUGACAGCCUCCAUUUGGUACGUCAUUUGGAUGAGGACUCGCUGCCCUCCUCUGAUGAGGAGCUCCUGGGUGUAGGCGUAGGGGUAGGGGCAGCCCUCCAGGAUGCCCUGUAUCCUCUCUCUCCCCGAGAUGCCCGGUUCUUCCGACACCUGGACCGCCCAGCCAAGGACAGUGAGGGCAGCACAGACAGUGAAGCUGAUGAGCUGGCCCCUUCCUACGGCCAGAGCCUGGGUAACUGAGGAAUGACUGCCUCCCUGGCUUGCCCCGCCUGGGGCCCAGACCUCUCAUGUUCAGGGGGGUAGGAGGGCAGGCUCUUCCCAACCUCCAUCCAGCAUUCUUCCUGGAGGGGAUGUCCCCUCCCCACAGGGAUGAGGGGGAGUGGGGCACAUCUGGGUGUGCCUAGCCCCUCCACAGAGGGCACCAGAACAUCUCCCUUGAGUGUUGUCUACACUGCCCUCUCCCAAGGGCGCUUGUGAUUCACUGUAUUUAAACUCAACUCCAUUCUGUGGCUCCCUUCCCAUCUCCCACCACCCUCAUUCCUUUCAGGGGUUCUCUAGGGCAGGGACUGGGAGACAGGAGGAUGCUAUGACUCUGGGAGUCACAGGCUCCCCUCCUCCUCGGAACACUUCUGUGGUCUCUAAGUUUCUGAUUGUUCCCAGUGUUAUUUAUUUAUCUACAAGAGGAUUGCUUUGUUCUCCUCCCCCAUCCCUGACUGCCCAGGACCAGAAAGCACUGCCGUUCCCUCCAGAGAGCAGCACAGGCACUGGAGCGAGGAGGGGCAUAGAGGACCAAUGAUCAGUACUGGCCUUCUCUGUGGCAAGUGCCACAGCUUCUCUGCCUCCAUCCCUAGGAUUAGGCUGCCUGUCUUCUCCGGGGACUUGAGAGUUCAGGACACGUAGACCUUCCUGCCCUGCCACAUCCUUGGAGGUGCUUCAGAUUAACCACGUCCCUGCCUGCCGGCUCUGCACCUCCACGUGUAGGGGUUGGUGAGGGUGUUGGGGGGAGGGCAGGAUUCAGCCAUUAGCAGAUCUGACAAGGGAAGCAAGAUUCCUGAGUCAAAAGAUUCCCUCCUAAGGAAAAAAGAAGCCAGGUCUUGACAGAUGGGUCAUGGCCACAGGCCUCCCGGAGCUAUAACCUAGUGUCAGAGCAAGACUAGGAUUCUCUUUUCUGUGACAUAAAGACCACCAGCUGCCCCUGAGCUAUGGCCUCCUGCUUUGGUCAGGCUGACGAAAGAGGCUGGCUUACACCCUUGAAGAUGCAGGACGUGCAAGCUACCCACCUUCAUCUGUUUGCUGGGCCUUCUGUGGGAUCUUCCACUCUAGAAUUCCUUGGCCCUGGCAUGUCCAUACUCUCAGUGACUAGCUCCGUCCUUCCCAGGCCAUCCCCUUGUAGCCCAUGAGGUGGAAGGACUGGCCUCAGAACAGGAAGAGAUGGUUGGGGCAGUCCCUGUAUCAAUUUGGGCAUUGUGCCUUCCACUAGCAGCUGCCUCUUCUUCCCUGUGCCAAUUCCAUUUUCUCACCGUAUUGUUUCUCCUCCGCCACUCCCUUCUUGCCAUCAGCCAAGCCAGUACCUGGGUCAGUGCCCCUGGAGGAACAGGCCCUUUUUCUGCUAAAACCAAAGUCAUCCCAGUCUGGGGAGCAAAUAUCUAAGAGAAUGUCUAGAAGUAUCUGCUCAUCCUGAGCAGCUUACCCACCCACCCACCUGCCACUAGUCCCGGCCAGGGUUAAGUAAGCUCCUAUACCCAGAGGUCUGAGGAGGAUUUCUUUGGGCCACAGAGGGGAAGAAGGAAUCUUCAUUUGGCUCCUGAGCUAAGAGAGGAACUGCUUUAGCCACCCCUAGAGCUAGUGAAGAGCGGCCUCUGACCAUCAUAGUCUCAGACCGUGGAGCUCCCUCACCAUACAGAGCCUGCUCAUCCCACCAUGGAGCAUCCUCUUCCCCUACACCCAGCACUUUGCUUUCUAAGGUUUUCCUGGUGUCUCUUUUCUUUGCCAACAUUAAAGGUGCUGCCAGGCUUCCUCAUAGCCAGAUGGUGACCAGACCCUAGAGGGAAGGGGGUAGGGAGAUUGUCACUUGAGUGUCUUAUCCCAUUUGUCUCUCCUUGCAGUACAGUAUCAGUAUUCAGCACCCAUCUGUGCCCUUCUGUACCCUCCCCCUUCACUCCAAGCGGGUCAACCAAUCCAGAAGAAGCCACCUAGGAGGGGAAGGAACUUGGGCAAAGAGGAAUAGAAAUGUUUCCCUGGUAGGCCCUGUCCUAGGAACCUGCUUGUAGAAUUUGUGCCUGUGGCCAUGGAAGGAAGAAGUGCCCUAUUCCCUGGAGAAUAAGACUUCUGGUCUUCCAUUUCAUCCCUGACUCCUCCCCCUCGGGCUCCGUUUGCUGAGUUUGAGAACUUAGGUGCCAAAAUCCAUGAAGUGUCUACUUAAGCUGCUCUGGGGGCAUGCUGCCCUCAAACACACACACUAUACCCUAAGUGUUAUUCUCUGUCCUCCUCCCUGUCCUUGCAGAAGGAUCUGCCCUAUCUUUCAUUCCUCACACCAUGCUCUCUUGUCCUCCCCCAGUCACUGAGGGCUCAUGGCUCCAGGGCAGCCCACCACAUUGGUGCUCCCAAAGCUAUCUCCUGACCCCUGCCACCGUUGCCCCUGCCCCUUAGCUGAUAUCAGAAGCAAAUAGUCUGAUCUAUACUUAAUAGGAAAGCCCCUGUGGGGCCGGUUUCCCACUCUCUUUACUCCAUCCCUUUUCUCUUACGUACAUACACAGCAUCACCUCCCACUGGCUCUGUCCUCUGUGUCGAGACCAGAAGUAGUUGAGGGUGACUGGUAUUCUGCAGGUGUCUGGCCUGCUCUGCAACAUCCUGUCAGGUGUAAGUGUAUGGCCUCCACCUCCCCCCUCUGCCCGCCGCCAUCUCACACUGCCUGUAUGAACCCAUGUGUCUCCACACAAGGUUGGAAAGACAAAUAAUAAAGCAUAUUUACACGGUC